GUCGCCGCCCCAGCCGCCCGCGCCGCCCCCGCCCCAGAUUUCCGGGGGAGCUGGCGGGCGGGGUACCCACGGGGCCGGCUGCCGUCAGCGCCCCUUCCCGGCGUCCGCGACCCCUCCCCGCUGACCUCACCCGCGCCUCCGCCCCGCGCAGAUAUAAGCAGCGGCCCCUCCGAGAAGCGGGCAGCGGGGUCCGGGUCCUGCCAGCGCUCCCCGCCUCCUGAUCCGCCGGCUCUAGGCCCCAAAACUCCGAACUCGGAGCCCCAGGAUCUCGGACCGGUCCCGCGGAGCUCGCGCCCGGCAGGCCCCGCAAUGCCUGGCCCUUGGUUGCUGCUCGCCUUGGCGUUGACCUUGACCGUGGCUGGUAUUCCCGGAGGCCGCACCCAGCCAGAGGUGGCCCAGCAUGAGGCCGGUGAGCACGCAGGCCUGGACGACCUCUUGCGCCAGGCAGAGCGCCUCCUCCUCCUCCAGGAAGACCUCCUGCGUCUGCGAGGGAAUCAGGACGAUGGAGAAUCAGAGUCCCAGAUCAUUCAACCCGACUGGCUCUCCAAGCGUCAGCAUCCUGGCAAAAGGGAGGAGGAGGAGGCAGAAGACAGAGUUGAAGAGGAAGAAGAAGGAGGGGCCAUGGGCCCCCACAAGCGGCAGCACCCUGGCCGGCGGGAGGAUGUGGCUGCAUGGUCAGAGGUAACCCAGCAGAAGCGGCAGCACCCUGGCCGGCGCUCCUCCUGGCUUGGGUACACUUUCACCAAGAGGCAACACCCAGGCAGACGGCUGGUGGAUCCCAAGGCCCAAAGGAGCUGGGAAGAAGAGGAAGAGGAGGUGGAGGAGGGAGAGCUGAUGCCUGAGAAACGCCAACAUCCAGGCAAGAGGGCUCUGGGAGGCCCAUGUGAGCCUCAGGGAGCCUGUGGUCAAGCCAGCCUCCUGCUGGGGCUCCUGGAUGACCUGAGCAGGGGUCAGGGGGCUCAGGAGAAGCGGCAGCAUCCUGGGCGGCGGGCGGCCUGGGCCAGGGAGCCCCUGGAGGAGUGAACCCAGCUUCCUAUCAAGUUUGGGGUCUAAGAAUGUCUUAAGCCCUGUGGGUCCUAUUCCCUUUGUGACCCCUGCUUUCCCUCCUCCUUAGAUCCCUGACCAUAAACCCAAGCCCCCUGUAUGUACAACACCCAGUUCCCUGGCCUUGUUCCCCCUCCCCCUUCAGGGACAUGAGAACGGGAGCCUGAGUUAAAACCCUGGAUUACCCCGCUUUGCCCUGUUGGCAGGGGACAGAUCCCAGAGUCCCUCUCCCCGUACCCCCCACAGGCUGCUCCCCUUCCUUAGCCCUGGCUAAAAAUGGCCCUUCUGUGUCUUUUAAGGGAUCCCCAGAGAGGAGCAGGGUGACUGGGUCCAGCAGCCAGUGAGGUCAGGGUGGGAUUGAAGAUGUGAUGUCCAAAUCCAGUUUCUAUCCCCUGCUCCAUGAGUCAAGAUUUGCCACAUGUCAACUUUAUUUACCUCCAGAACUGGGGGUCUCCUCUGCUUCUUGGGCCUCCUUUUUGUGGGUGUUCAGAGCCCUGACCCAUGGCUAUGUUCUGCUUAGGGUGAUGAUGGCAGGUGGAGGCAUCCUGUGCUGUGCUGUGCUGUGUGGCGGUUGUGGGAAUAAAGAUGUGCGGGCGUAUGUAAACAGCCCUGAAUGCUGAACUUGUAUAUAACCCUCUAGGCACCUUCCCCUUGUCCAUGAUCAUCAUCUGAAUGAUAAUAAAACAUGCAUCCAGAUAA
Neofelis nebulosa (Clouded leopard) is the source of this 1743-nucleotide messenger RNA. It is a transcript of the gene TRH, whose product is annotated as thyrotropin releasing hormone. The transcript has 3 exons. The coding region runs from base 310 to 1023 and encodes 237 amino acids. Lineage: Eukaryota; Metazoa; Chordata; Mammalia; Carnivora; Felidae. Gene Ontology annotation, biological process: hormone-mediated signaling pathway. The record is from RefSeq and is a predicted model, not a curated record. Gene Ontology annotation, molecular function: thyrotropin-releasing hormone activity. Gene Ontology annotation, cellular component: extracellular region.